This is a messenger RNA of Pseudopipra pipra, 1941 nucleotides long. RefSeq names its product solute carrier family 39 member 8 (gene SLC39A8). The coding region runs from base 110 to 1456 and encodes 448 amino acids. The transcript is spliced from 8 exons. Gene Ontology annotation, biological process: zinc ion import across plasma membrane; intracellular monoatomic cation homeostasis. Gene Ontology annotation, cellular component: plasma membrane. The record is from RefSeq and is a predicted model, not a curated record. Lineage: Eukaryota; Metazoa; Chordata; Aves; Passeriformes; Pipridae. Gene Ontology annotation, molecular function: monoatomic cation:bicarbonate symporter activity; zinc ion transmembrane transporter activity.
GCCCCCGGGGAGGGGCCGGGCGGGCGCCGCUCCCGCCCCGCAGAGUCCCAGAGGCGGGAGAGGCGCGGCGGGGCUGCGCCAUCCGCGACACUCGCCGCGUCCCGCCGGGAUGGAGAUGCUGCUCCCACGCGCGGCGGCCCCGACGAGCUUCGCCGACGACGUGCUGAGGGUAUUCGGGGCCAACCACAGCCUGUCGGCCGCGCAGCUCUCGGCGCUGCUGCACCAGCUGGGCGCCGCGCCCGCCCUGAGCUCCGCGCUGCCGCUCCACCACCUGCACCACAACCAGUGCUUGACUGGUGAAGAAAUUUUUUCUUUGCAUGGGAUACCAAACAACAGUCACAUAUCAAAUUCCAACUUCUCUACGAUAUGUCCUGCUGUUUUGCAACAGCUAAUUUUUCACCCAUGUGAUCAUCAGGAAAACUUUGAGGAUACGUCUAAACCACAUUCUUUACAAGUUUGGGGAUUUGGGUUCCUGGCUGUGACUAUCAUUAACUUGGCAUCGCUUCUGGGAUUGAUUUUAACUCCUCUCUUAAAGAAGUCAUAUUUCCCCAAGGUUUUAACUUACUUUGUGGGCUUGGCCAUUGGUACUCUCUUUUCUAAUGCAAUUUUCCAGCUCAUUCCAGAGGCGUUUGGGUUUGACCCGAAAGUAGAUAACUAUGUUGAGAAGGCAGUUGCUGUGUUUGGUGGAUUCUAUAUUCUCUUUUUUGUGGAAAGGAUUCUUAAAGUGAUAUUAAAGAUCUAUCACCAGACUGGCCAUAACUACUUCGAAAAUGGUGAAGAGAAUCGUUCUCAGGAUAAGACUAACCCACCCAAACCACUGUCAUCCAGCAAUGGGGGGGCGUGUUACGCAAAUUCAGCCGUCAUAGAGAGCAAUGGAAAUCUUGGUUUUGACAGCAUCAGUGUGGUCUCAGCACAGGAAGAAGCCACCCAAAGCAGCUUAUGCAAGUGUCUUAAUGGGCGCCCACUGUCAAAGAUUGGGACCAUUGCUUGGAUGGUAACACUGAGUGACGCCGUACAUAAUUUCAUAGAUGGUUUGGCUAUUGGUGCUUCUUUCACUCUGUCUCUGCUUCAAGGGCUUAGUACCUCCAUAGCCAUCCUGUGUGAAGAGUUUCCUCAUGAAUUAGGGGAUUUUGUCAUCUUGCUUAAUGCAGGAAUGAGUACUCGACAGGCUCUGUUUUUCAAUUUUCUGUCUGCAUGUUCUUGUUACAUUGGAUUGGCUUUUGGUAUAUUAGUAGGCAACAACUUUGCUCCUAACAUCAUCUUUGCUGUAGCUGGUGGAAUGUUUCUGUACAUCUCUCUGGCAGAUAUGUUCCCAGAGAUGAAUGAUAUGCUGCGGGAGAAAGUGACAGGAAGAAAGAUGGAUCUUACAUUCUUCCUUAUUCAGAAUGCUGGUUUGCUAACGGGGUUUACUGCUAUACUGAUGAUCACCUUGUAUGCAGGAAAUAUUGAGCUGUGAUAAUGCAAGUGAAAAUGGAAUCAUUACUGAAGACAUGAAGUAAAUUGCAAAUGGAAGACACUUGAAAUCCAUAAAGGGACAUUCAUUAGUGACAAGUCCCAUCCUAUUCCUCUUGCCCCUUCUUUAGGACUUGCAGUCAAUCCAAAUAGCAGGAGCUGUCAACUUCCGUACAAUGCCAAAAAAAAUGCUAGUAUUUUUAUUUCUACUUAAAAUUAUCAGACAUAUCUGAACUGUCACAGAGAAAGGAUGUUACUUGGCCAGUAGAAUUAUGCAAUACAUGCAACUCAGGACCAACUGAAAGCUGAGGUGUAUAAGGAAGAUGUGUAUUUAAAAGAAAAUAAUAGAGUUUCAUAUCCUUUUUUAACUGUGAUGAAGGCAAGCAUUUUCAAUUUUCAUGACUUUAGUGCAGAAUUUGUCUGUGUAACAUCCCCUUUCCCCAUCCAAAAAAAAAAAAAUCAAAUUAUUUCAGAGUAGGUACUAAUGAA